CCCAUAUGAACUUUACAAACAUAGUGGCACGUUGGCCUGGUGCAACACAUGAUUCCUUUAUUCUGACGCACAGUAGUGUAGGGAACAGACUACAGGCAGGCUUGGGGCGGGAUGGCUGGCUUCUAGGGGACAGUGGAUACCCCCUGAGACGCUGGCUCCUCACCCCAGUUUUGAACGCGCAAAGCGCCGAGGAACAACGAUAUAAUGAGGUCCAUGGCCGUGCUCGUUCAGUGGUGGAGCGCGCAAUCGGCCUCCUGAAGUGCCGGUGGCGCGCUCUGGAUGUGUCGGGGGGGAGGCUUUUAUACCAGCCUGCCAAAGUGUGCCGCAUUAUAAGGGCUUGCGGCGUGCUGCACAAUUUGUCCCAGAGGAACGGCAUCCCUCUCCCCCCCGACCUCCCUCCCCCCGAGCUUGACCCGGAGGCCCAGCCCCCUCCGAGGCAAGUCGGAUUUCAACAGGGUGCAAGAGUACGUGCGGAUGUCAUGCAGCGUUUAUGAAAUGAA
Messenger RNA from Gadus chalcogrammus (walleye pollock), 500 nucleotides. Its product is annotated as putative nuclease HARBI1. The record is from RefSeq and is a predicted model, not a curated record. Lineage: Eukaryota; Metazoa; Chordata; Actinopteri; Gadiformes; Gadidae. The transcript is spliced from 2 exons. Bases 6 to 494 code for a protein of 162 amino acids.